CUCUGACACUAAAAGAUUGCUUAGCUUCUGCUAGGCCCUUGGAUGAAAAACUAAACCAUAACUUACAACAAAUUGUACCCGUAAAAUAAUAAUAUUGUGACAAACGGCCCCACUGCCUUCAUUUGUUAAUUAUUUUAAUUAAUUUUUAAUAAGUCUAGUUUAUCGAUUCCUUCUCAAACGCUCAACCGUUAAACAUCUUUUCUGUUUUUAUUUUGAUAAGCUAAAAGAUGUCUCAGUCUAGUCCGAGUAUUUUAAACAGUCUGAUGAGAUAUAGGUUCCAGAGGAAGGUUCAAUUUAAUAAUAAUGAUUCUCUAUCACAACAGAGCGAGCAAAGCCAAGAGACAGACACUGAUUCCUACGCAGGAUCCAGCACAGACACAGACUCUGUCAUCAAACCUGUUCAGAUCGGCAACGGAAACAUGAUCAAUUCAGAAAAUCAGAGUGAUGCUGCAAACAAUAUGGAAAGUGUUUGGAAGAAUCUAGGUGUUGGUAAAAGGCUGAAAAAUAUUACUGUUAGCGAGGUGGUGAGUGUUAAGCAGGAAGAUAGAGUUACUCACGCGAUAUCCGACUCUGAAGAUGAGAAUGAGGAUAAGAACGGUCAGUCCGUUCCAGUGGAGGAAGAUGAUGAUGAUGAUGAUGUUAUCUUUGUAUCUAACCCUCGGUCUCGAACUCCACGUCCUAUCAUCUUGUCUGACGAUGAUGAUGAUCCUCCAGUUAAUUCAAACAACCAGAAUUCUUUUUGUUCCGAGGACACUAGUUUUAAGAAAGAACCAGAAAUCUUUAUCGUGGAUGACGACAGCAACAGUGUAGAAAUCAUUGGUAGUGAUUCAGAAACUAAACCAAAUGUCGAGACUACACAAAAGCAACAGGAAACCCAAGCUGAACCCCAAGUAAACGGCAAACGGAAAGCUACCUCAGAAUCGCCUAGACCAAAAGCUAAAAGAAGAAGAAAGAGAAAAAAGAUUAAUUCAGAUUCAGAAGAUGAGAACUCACGAGGGCCCAGAGUGUUUGACAGUGAUGCGGACACAGAUGAGGAGAUUUCAGGAGAGAUGACCGAGUCUCAGAGUAAAGUCUUCAACUUCUUCAACACGGCCACCGAAGGGGAGCUGAAGCUUGUGCCAUCUGUGACAGUCAAGAAGUUAGAAGCCAUUCAGAAGUUUAGGCCUUUUAACGGCUGGAAAGACCUAGUUACUAAGUUCCAAACAGAGAAGUUCCUGAGCACUAAUCUGUUGAACGGAGCACAGCAAGUGUUGGAGGCUCGGGGUGCUGUGUCCUACUUGAUGCGCAAGUGUGAAAAGAUCGCACAACGCACAGAGAACGCAAUCGCAGCCGGCUCUCACAGUAUUACUCAACAGCCUUCCAUCCUCAAUCCAGAGUUAAAACUGAUGCCGUACCAGAUGGUAGGACUGAACUGGCUGAAUGUGAUGAACCUGCAGAGGCUCAGUGGUAUCCUGGCAGAUGAGAUGGGUCUGGGCAAGACUAUCCAAGUGAUUGCCUUCCUGGCACAUCUCAAAGAGACAGGCCAGACCGAGGCCAACAGUCCUCAUCUAAUCGUGGUUCCUGCAUCCACGCUAGAGAAUUGGUGUAUAGAGUUUGAGAAGUGGUGUCCCUCCUUGAAGGUGGAGCAGUACUACGGCUCACCUGAGGAUAGAAGAUGGCUGAGACAUGCCUGGUUCAAGGAUGGAUUUCUCGACACGGAAGUGGUGUUAACUACGUACAGCAUGGUUGGCAGUUGUUACGAGGAGAGAAAAAUGUUCAGAGUCAAACAUUUUCACUAUGUCGUCUUUGAUGAAGCUCAUAUGUUGAAAAACAUGAACACACAGCGAUACGAGAAUCUCAUUAAUAUCAAUGCCCUCCAUAGAAUACUGUUGACUGGGACGCCUCUACAGAACAAUCUACUAGAACUCAUGUCUCUCUUGGUGUUUGUCAUGCCUGACAUGUUUUCUGGAAAAUCUGAAAAUCUCAAGUUCCUAUUUUCAAAAAAUCCUAAACAAAAUAUUGAGGAUGCACCUUUGUUUGAGCAAGAACAAGUACGGAGAGCCAAGCGAAUCAUUCACCCCUUCAUUUUAAGGAGGCUUAAGCUGGACGUUCUGAAAGAUCUGCCGACUAAAACAUCAACAGUGGUGAAAUGUGCGAUGGAGGAAGACCAAGCUGCUAAGUACGCAGAACUUCUAGAAGAGGCUCGAGACGACACUGGCCGAGAGAUCAACUCCAUGACAAUUAUGAUGAGGCUGCGCAAGAUGGCAAAUCAUCCUCUCACUCUGCGAUAUCAUUACCAGGAUGACAUGUUGGCAAAGAUAGCCCAGCUGCUGUCUACUGACCCUACAUAUAAGGAGAAUGACCCAGAAAGAAUCCUGGAGGAUCUACAAUGGAUGUCAGAUCACCAAUUGCACAAACUUGUCAAGGUGCACAAGUGUCUGUCGGGUAAUGAACUGCCUGAUCCUGUCCUCGUCCUCAGUGGUAAGUUCCUCAAACUGGACGAGAUCUUGCCACCGCUCAAGGAGACGGGACACAAAGUUCUCAUCUUUUCUCAGUUUGUGUUCUUGCUGGAUAUAAUGGAGGAUUACAUGCGAGUCAGACAACACAACUUUCUUCGCUUGGACGGCUCCACGCCUGUUUGUGACAGGCAAGACAUGAUUGAUGAGUUCAACGAAGACGAAUCCAUUUUUGUUUUCUUGCUGUCAACCAAAGCUGGUGGCAUCGGGAUAAAUCUGACGGCUGCUGACACUGUGAUUAUACACGAUGUAGACUUCAACCCUUACAACGACAAACAGGCAGAGGACCGUUGUCAUAGGAUGGGACAGACCAGACCUGUGACUAUCAUGAGAUUUGUGAGUGAAGGGACCAUUGAAGAGGCGAUCUUGAGGAUAGCUCAAGAGAAACUGCAUUUAGAAAGAGAAGUUACUUCUAUUAAAGAUGAUGAAGUGAUGGCAACCAUCGACGUUGCACAGCUGUUGAGAGAAAGUUUGGGUAUCUCCAAAGCCUCCUGACCCUCGCGUGUGCGCUGCACGGUCACUCAACCUGCUAGCACGUCCGUGCACGCUACAACAGGGCAAACGUCUGCGGACUGUGAUAUUAUUGAAUUGCUGUGAGUCAACGGUGCUACUCUUUGACCCGUUGUAAUUCCUAAGGGUAUACAUGUAAUUAGGGUUUUAUGAUGGAAAGCUGAAAGGUUUAAGGAGUUCUGAAAGGAUAAAGUUCAGAUAGUUUACUCAAGAGAGGAGUACAAGAGUUGAUAGAUACUUAAUACAAGGUCACAUUUACAAAAUGCAGAACCAGAAACGUUUGGCUAGUUCCACCAAGUUAAAGUAGGCUAAAUAAAAAUCUGAAGACAACACAGAAAAACAUUACGAACGUUAAACAAUUAGCUUCAAUAAGUGAUCAUUUGAUGCCAUACCAGCAGAAGGCGAUUCCAAAGAACCACAUUUUCUCCUUAUGAGGGACAAAUUUAAAAUUAUUGUAUUAAAGGUGACAUAAUGGUGGCACAGUUGCCUAAUCGAGCCUGCUUUCUAAAGCAAACGAGAAAGAAAGUUCACAAAAAUGACACUGGUAUUUCAUUCUCAGAUAGGACUUUUGGAGAGUAGUUUGAAGAUAAAUUUGUGAUGAGAUCAAAGCUUGAGUCAUUUUAGUUAUCUUUUUUAAACAUGUAGAGUACCGGUACUUUGGUUUAGAGUUUUAGUUUUAGUUAUUUUAGUUGCCAUCUUGAUUGUUUUCUUUUUCUUUUUUUUUGACGAUUGUCAUGAACUUUGUACUUAGUUUUAAUGACAAUAAAGCAUUUCAUUUCAAGUAUAUUGGCCACUAAAGAAAAAGCAUAUAUUUACAAACAGAAUGUAGAACAAAAGAUGUUUUAUGUACAGGAACAUUUAAAAAAGGCUAACUAAUAAGGUUGAAGAUGUUUUCAUAACUUGAGGUUAGGAAGACUUUCGGAGCCUGUAAUGUACUGGUAGUUACAACGUAACCCGUGUUUUUAAGAUAGGACUUUUCAGAGAGCAUAAUAAAGAAAACAUUAAAUUUAAACGACUAUUUUUCUUGACUCUCUAAAGAAGUUCUAUAUUUUUAAAAAUCUUAUGGGACCUUUUAUUAGGUAUGUUUUAACCACUGGACACUAACUUUCUGAGGUAAGCUAGUUCAACUCUA
Messenger RNA from Macrosteles quadrilineatus (aster leafhopper), 4137 nucleotides. Its product is annotated as SWI/SNF-related matrix-associated actin-dependent regulator of chromatin subfamily A containing DEAD/H box 1 homolog. The record is from RefSeq and is a predicted model, not a curated record. Gene Ontology annotation, cellular component: nucleus. The transcript is spliced from 19 exons. Gene Ontology annotation, molecular function: DNA binding; chromatin binding; ATP-dependent chromatin remodeler activity. Bases 228 to 2990 code for a protein of 920 amino acids. Lineage: Eukaryota; Metazoa; Arthropoda; Insecta; Hemiptera; Cicadellidae.